Molecule: messenger RNA, 1548 nt
Organism: Didymodactylos carnosus
Lineage: Eukaryota; Metazoa; Rotifera; Eurotatoria; Philodinida; Philodinidae
Source: the annotation of a GenBank genome assembly
AUGAACACACCCAAACAGGAGCCGAUGGAUCCUGCUUCGGUUCGAGAUUUAAUGGCUGCUGCACAAAAACAGAUUCAAGUUCGCCAGCAAGAACUCAAUUUUAAAACACCAGUAGCACCACAGCAACGUUCUAUCAACGUUCAGCGAUUAGCUGAACUGAAUUCACGUAUAGCGAAUACAAUGGGGCAACUGUUUCAAGCCAGCCAAGAUGAACGUGAAAGACCAAUUCAUGUCAAAAUUGAUAAAGAGGGUCGUACAAUCGAUACGAGAACAGGAGAGAUUUUACAAAUGCAAAGUCGUAUGCCAACACUGAAGGCUAAUAUUCGCGCUCAAAAACGUGAAGUAUUCAAGCAAGAAUUUAGUAAAGCAACACAAUCAACAGCCUAUGAUAUGGGAAUUGAUGACAAUGGAUUACAUUUUGAUGCACGAUUAGGUAUGCGACCAACACUUCGUAAUCGUCGUCAACUGGCAUUUAAUGCGCGUGGAAAAUAUGAAGAAAUUGCUAAUCGCAUGCGUGCAAAGUCAAAAUUAGAGAAAUUACAGCAAGAAAUUUCACAAAUAGCAAAAAAGACGGGUAUUGCAGUUGAAAACAAAAUUACUGUUAUACAGCCAAAAAAAUUUUUUUCCGAAACAGAAGUACCUGAUAUUGAAUGGUGGGAUUAUGUUAUACUUCAACAAUCCAGUUAUGCAGCAGUGUCAAUUGGAACUAGUGUAGAAACUAUGCUUCAUGGUAUAACAAAAUUAGUUGAACAUCCAACUCAAUUAAAACCUCCGUCUGAACCAACCAAACCAAUACUUUUGCCUGUUUUACUGACAAAACGUGAACAAAAGAAAUUAAGAAGACAGAAUCGUGCUGAAGUACUUAAAGAACAACAAGAGAAAAUUCGUCUAGGUUUAAUUCCACCUCCAGAACCAAAAGUUAAAAUAUCAAAUUUAAUGAGAGUAUUAUGUUCGGAUGCCGUUCAAGAUCCAACAAAAAUUGAACAAUAUGUACGAAAUCAAAUGGCAAAACGAUUGAAAACACAUGAAGAAGCAAAUGCAGCUCGAAAAUUAUCUGCCGAACAACUUCGAGAAAAGAAAUCAAAACGUUUGGAAGAAGAUACGAGUACUGGCGUUCAUGUAGCUAUAUAUCGUGUCAAAAAUUUGGAUGAUCAAGCAAGAAGAUUUAAAGUUGAAACAAAUUGUAAACAAUUGCAUAUGACUGGUUGUGUUGUACUUUGUAAAGAUAUUAAUGUUGUAGCAGUUGAAGGAGGACCAAAGCAACAGAAAAAAUUUCGUCGACUAAUGUUACAACGCAUCAAAUGGAAUACACCACAGAAAGGACAAGUGACAAAUCAAGAUGAUGAUGAUCAUGAUGAACAAACACAAGAUAUAAAUAAAUGUGUUCUUUUGUGGGAGGGUACAGUGAAAGAUCGUUCAUUUGGAGAAAUGAAAUUUAAAAAUUGUCCAACAGAAAAUUUUGCACGUGAAUAUUUUCGUCGACAUGGCGUAGAACAUUAUUGGGAUAUCGCUCAUAACGAUUUUGUCUUAGAUUCUUCUGUUGAUUAA